AUGGCUCGUUCGCUUCUGAGCUUUCCACCAGAGGUCCUCCUCAAUAUACUCACCUUCCUUCCCAUUCAAGGCUUGCUCAAAUUCUCUCAAACAUGUCAUUACUCUCAUGGCCUUGCAAAUUCAAGUCUACACACCCUCUCUCUGGGCAUCUAUCCAACCCGAUCGAAUCCUCUAAGCAAAAACGACCCGUACAAUGUCUCGAUUAUCAUUCCCGAUGCCCAGACAUUCGAUUUUAUGACCCUCCUCGCUUUCCAUGCGGCACUUACGAAGAGCAUCAUAAUCCGCCAUGGCGGCACCUUAAGAAACCUAAACCUGUCAUUAUGGACCCUCAACACCCCUCUCGCAAAGGCGCUGGCAAGCCUACCAGCACUCCGAGCCCUAUCUAUCCGCAUUGAAGAUUUUCCCCAUGUUCGAACUGUGCCGCAGGCCCGGGUUGCCUCACAACGUAUUGAGCAGUGUAAGGCGUGGGAUCUGCUCGCAGCAAGCGCCGUUUGGGCAUCCCGGAUAAAUGCCUUGCGGAUCGAGGGCGGCGAGCUGAGUACGAAACAGCUUGUGGCCUUGCUGAGCCAGAACCGUUGGUGUCGCGAGCUCUGGCUCUGCAAAUGCAACAUGAUUGGCAAGGACUUGUGGACAUUUCUUGGAAGCGAGUGGGAGGGCCGCACCGCCUUACAGAUCCUCGGCAUUUUGAGAUGCGGUGGUCAGCUCGAUGAGGAAGUGUUGGAUGUCAUUGAUAUCCUAGAUGGUCUGCGGUUCUUGAUUCUGCAAGGCUGUCAUGGAUUAGGCAACGAUGUAGUCGAACAGCGAAACAGGGAUGUUUGGCGAAUCCCAGAGUGCAUACCGCCGCAUCCGCAACUUGAUCGCGAUAAUGUUUCUACAAUCAUCGAAGUGGAUCCAACAUAUAUGAACGAUGAAUACUAA
Lindgomyces ingoldianus is the source of this 918-nucleotide messenger RNA. RefSeq lists its product as uncharacterized. Bases 1 to 918 code for a protein of 305 amino acids. The record is from RefSeq and is a predicted model, not a curated record. The transcript is spliced from 3 exons. Gene Ontology annotation, molecular function: protein binding. NCBI's taxonomy places the organism in Eukaryota, Fungi, Ascomycota, Dothideomycetes, Pleosporales, Lindgomycetaceae.